AUGGUUAAUCUAUCAAAAUCAAAUAUUGAACAUUAUUGGAUGAGUUAUGGAAUACAUUUGGUACCAGCAUUUCUCAAUACAAUUUAUUCACAUGAUCCAUCUGCAUCAUUAUUGAAUUUUAAUGCCGAUACGUUGACAUUUACUAAUCCAUCAUCAGUUUACUAUCUUGAUAACCCAUCAACAAGAUUUUUAUUAAACACAUCCGGUGCUAAAAAUGACACGAAAACAGUUGUACUAGAUGCUUAUGCUCAAUUAGGUUUAUAUGGUGGUCAAGUAAUGUCGUUGCCUAUUGAUGAUGCACUUAAUACUAUUCGUUAUAUAUCGAGUAUUUGCCUUGAUGAUGAAGAAAUAUGUGAUGUACAACAAACGCUACAACUUAAUUUGUUAUGCCAUAACAAUAGAAAACAAUUUUUAGAACAAACCACAUUAUCUUCGCGGCAAAUUCGACUUGAAAUACCACUUCGUAAAAAUGAUCAAAUCAUCGUUGAUGUUUCUGUUAUAUUCGAAAAUGAUCGAGUUGUACCAUCGUUUCUAAGUACUAAAUUAGCAUUUGGUUGUGUUCGCCAUGAAACACUUCGUUUAUCAUGGGUUGAUGUUGCGAUAAUCAGUGAAAAUCUUGAUUAG
Rotaria socialis is the source of this 624-nucleotide messenger RNA. Lineage: Eukaryota; Metazoa; Rotifera; Eurotatoria; Philodinida; Philodinidae. The record is from the annotation of a GenBank genome assembly.